ACUCAUAAAAUUUUGUUGGGUAAAUUCGUCUGAAAAUUGCUAUCAGAAGGGGGCGAAAGGCGUAAAAGGAAAACGUAACCUUCGGCGCAAAGAAGCUCGUCGUUUGCCCGUCUAUACUCGAUGGUAGGCUCUGGCAGCAGGUUUUUCCCCGGUAUGCCAGAACCAUGUUUAUAAUAUCCUUCAAUUUUCUGGCUUUUAGGAUUCUUUGAAGAAGAAGAAGAAGAAGAAGAAAUUGAGGCGUCCAAACUGAAAGAUGCUGCAAUCCCCAGCAAGGCUAGGCCUCACAAACCCAAAUUCGCCCUCUCUUCAAAACCCUACCCCUCCGAAACUCCCCCAUCAACAACCGCAGCUCCAAACCUCCUCCAAUCUCUCAUCCGCCAUUAGCACCACCACCACCACCUCCUCCACCCUCCUCUCUCUCCUCCCGCCUCUCCCUCGCGCGCAGUCCCUUCUCCUCCAAAUGGCCUCAUUGGCCUCCAAACUCUUCGAGGUCUCGCCCAAUCGGUCCCUCUGGCUCACCGCCUUCCGCGGCUCUCUUCCUACCUUCCUCUCUUCCCAAAACCAAGCGCUACCCUCAACGACCCCACUCGAUUCCUCUCCUUCCUCGACCAAAGAAAUCAUCUCCCUUUUCAAUCGCCUCCAGACCCAGCUCUUCGAAGCCGUCGCCGAACUCCAAGAAAUCCUUAAUCUUCAGGAUGCUAAGAGGAAAGCCGCCCGCGAAAUCCAGUCCAGGGAUUCUGCGCUUCUUGCCUUCGCCCAUAAGCUCAAGGAUGCCGAGCGUGUCCUCGAUAUUCUUGUCGAUGAUUACUCUGAUUAUCGCCGCCCCAAGAGAUCCAAAUCGGAGGAUGGUGAGGAGGAGGAUUCUUCGUGCAGCACAACCGUUGCGUCUCAGCUUAAAUUGUCGGACAUUUUAUCGUGCGCCCACCGGAUAAGCUACACGACCUUUGCGCCGCCUGAAUUCGGCGCCGGCCAAGCUCCCCUUCGUGGGGCUCUCCCACCCGCCCCGCAAGAAGAGCAAAUGCGCGCCUCGCAGCUGUACAGUUUUGCCGAUCUCGAUGUGGGUUUACCCAAAGUAGUCGAAAGCAAUGAGAAAACGAUUGAAGCUAUCAUUGAGCCCCCGGCUGCACAGCCAGCGGAGGUGAACUCUCUUCCGAAUCUGAGUGCAAUUCAGGGUCUGAUUCCUGCAAUCACUGUUCCAUCGGGUUGGAAACCUGGGAUGCCCGUGGAGUUGCCUAUCAACUUACCAAUGCCCCCACCUGGCUGGAAGCCCGGGGACCCCGUGCCAUUGCCCCCAUUCACGUCUCUUCCAGUUCCGAGGGUCGACGAACAGCAAUUGCGGCCCACUGCUCCUCCGCAUAAGGCACCUGAGACAAUACAGGUUCGACACGUUGAGCUGGAUAUUCUGGAUCAGGACGAUGACAGCAGUGAUUAUAGUAGUGAGGAUGCAAGCUCUGAGGAUGAUGAUUGAUGGUCAAAGGGCUAGUGCUUUUGGUGUUUGAAGUAGUCUAGGUGGCAAAGCCAUGGGUGCACGGAGGACCUGCAAGAGGAUGGUUAUGUAGGAUGUGUAUCACUAACUUCAUGUGGCUAGAUCAGGGCCUUCUAAAAAACAUCUUUAAAUGUUACAUAUAUGACACAUAUAGAUGCUAGAGAUUAAGCUGUAGUUGCUACUUGUUACAAGAAAUGUUUGCAUUCUGGAUAUUAUUUCGUGUUACAAGAAUUUAGUGAACAUAUGGAGUUCAUUUAGGAUUUGGUUAAGGUUCUAGGUCCAUUUUGGUUAGUUGGCAAACUGGGUUAAUGCUUUAUAGACAUUCACAAACAGUGCGGGCAUCUAUAAUUGUUACUCUUUCAGGUAAUAGAGAUGAUCCAGAUGGGUUCUGUAUCUUCAAAUUAUGAAGGUAAACGUGGUGGUGAUGUGAUGAAGUUGUGAAGUUGAGUGAGUGAACUUCUCCAUUUUUCACUUCCUAGGGGUCAUGAAAUUGCUGCCAUUGAAUUUUGUUGUGUGACUAGGGGUGUUAUGUAGUUGUUACUCUGAUUAUCCAAAGGAUCUGCUAAUUAUGUUUGCUUGGUUUGAAUUCCAUACUCUACCAAGAUCAUAUAGACUGAUUUUAUGCUCUC
Molecule: messenger RNA, 2115 nt
Organism: Alnus glutinosa
Lineage: Eukaryota; Viridiplantae; Streptophyta; Magnoliopsida; Fagales; Betulaceae
Product: mediator of RNA polymerase II transcription subunit 4
Exons: 2
Coding region: 254-1468 (404 amino acids)
Biological process (GO): regulation of transcription by RNA polymerase II
Cellular component (GO): mediator complex; core mediator complex
Molecular function (GO): transcription coregulator activity
Source: RefSeq, a predicted model, not a curated record